Messenger RNA from Mucor mucedo, 2531 nucleotides. Its product is annotated as MCM2/3/5 family-domain-containing protein. Lineage: Eukaryota; Fungi; Mucoromycota; Mucoromycetes; Mucorales; Mucoraceae. The coding region runs from base 35 to 2449 and encodes 804 amino acids. The record is from RefSeq and is a predicted model, not a curated record. Gene Ontology annotation, molecular function: single-stranded DNA binding; ATP binding; single-stranded DNA helicase activity. Gene Ontology annotation, biological process: mitotic DNA replication initiation; DNA strand elongation involved in DNA replication; double-strand break repair via break-induced replication. The transcript has 5 exons. Gene Ontology annotation, cellular component: nucleus; MCM complex.
AAAAAAAAAUCUUUUUGUCUUAAUACAAACAACAAUGUCUUCAACACAAGCAACAACAGACACAUUACUUGAUUCAGUUGCUCAGGGCUACUCAGAUACAUUUCAAGAGUUCCUUGAAUUUGAUGAGCAUACUGUCAUCUCUGAAAAGGCAUCAUAUAAAGAUAUGAUUCCAGCCAUGCUGUCAAAAAAUCAACGUCGAUUGGUUGUUAGCAUUGAUGCUCUCCGUAAUUUCAACCGUGAUUUGGCCACAGAACUUAUCAACAACCCUGCAGAAUGCUUACCCGCAUUCGACGAAGCACUCACAAAGAUGGUUAAACUUAUCAAACCAGACAUAGAUUUGAGUAUCCCUUAUUAUGUGGGAUUUACAGGAAGCUUUGGUGACAAUCACGUCAAUCCACGUACUUUACGUGCCAUGUACUUGGGUAAAUUCGUGUGCAUUGAAGGUAUUGUCACCCAUUGCUCUCUUGUCCGACCUAAAGUUGUGAAGUCGAUUCAUUAUUCCGCCAAAACAAACACUCAUUUCCAACGUGAAUAUCAUGAUGCCACUACACCUGGUAGCCUCGUUCCUACCGGUGCCGUUUAUCCCACCGAAGAUGAAAAGGGUAAUCCCCUUGUCACUGAAUUUGGUUAUAGUACCUAUCGCGAUCAUCAAUCCCUCAGUAUUCAAGAAAUGCCCGAACGUGCUCCUGCUGGUCAAUUGCCUAGAUCAGUUGAUGUUAUUCUCGAUGAUGAUUUAGUAGAUAGAGCUAAACCUGGAGAUCGUGUUAGUAUCAUUGGUAUCUAUCGUUCUCUCGGUAGCAAAAAUGCUAAUCAAAGCAGUUCUACUUUCAAAACCGUGAUUGUUUGUAACGAAAUCAGCCUUUUGAGUACAAAGGCGGGUGGUGGCAUCGCUGCUCCCAUCAUUACUGAUAAUGAUAUUGUCCAUAUUACCGAAUUGGCUAAAAAGAAGAAUUCUUUCAAAAUCCUCUCUCAAUCAUUAGCGCCUUCUAUUUGGGGUCACGAAUACAUCAAGAAAGCUGUAUUGAUGAUGCUGUUAGGUGGUGUGGAAAAGAAUUUGGAAAAUGGUACUCAUAUCAGAGGUGAUAUCAAUAUGUUGAUGGUGGGUGAUCCAUCCACCGCCAAAUCUCAAAUUUUGAGAUAUAUCUUAAAUAUUGCGCCUCUUGCUAUUGCAACUACUGGUCGUGGUUCUUCUGGUGUUGGUUUAACUGCUGCUGUUACAAGUGAUAAGGAAACUGGCGAAAGACGUUUAGAAGCUGGUGCAAUGGUCUUAGCCGAUCGUGGUGUUGUAUGUAUUGAUGAGUUUGAUAAGAUGAGUGAUGUUGAUCGUGUAGCUAUUCACGAAGUCAUGGAACAACAAACCGUGACAAUUGCCAAGGCCGGUAUUCAUACAUCUUUAAAUGCAAGAUGUAGUGUUGUUGCUGCUGCAAAUCCUAUUUAUGGUAUGUACGAUUUGACUAAAGAUCCUGCCAAAAAUAUCGCACUUCCCGAUUCUCUACUCUCACGUUUCGAUUUGUUGUUUAUCGUUACCGAUUCACUUGAUGAAACUCGUGACAGACAAAUUUCUGAACACGUGUUGAGAAUGCAUCGCUAUGUUCAGCCCGGUACUGAGGAAGGCGCCCCUAUCAGAGAGGCUGUAGACGAUAUUAUUGGUGAAGAGCCUGAAGAAGAUGCCGAUGAAGAGGAAAUUUACGAGAAAUACAACCCCAACUUGCAUGCUGGUGUCAAGCGUACUACAAAGAUCCUUAAAUCUAGUUUUGUGAAGAAAUAUAUCUAUUAUGUCAAAAAUAUUGUUAAACCAGUAUUAACAAAGCGUGCUACAGAUAGAAUUAUCAAUGAAUAUACCUCACUCAGAAAUCAAAAGGAAGACGAUCCUAACAGAAAGAAGACUGCCCCUAUUACUGCACGUACUUUGGAGACUUUAAUUCGUCUUUCUGCAUCACAUGCCAAGUCUAGAUUAAGCGCUACAAUCGAAGAUAAAGAUGCCAAGGCGGCCGCUGAAGUUUUGAGAUUUGCCAUGUUCCAAGAAGUUCUUCGUGUUAAGAAGACUAAACGUAGAAAGGUAGAUGCUGAAUCCGAAGCAGAUUCUGACGAAGAAGAAGAGGAGGAACAAGUUGAGGCUGAAGCCAAUGAAGAUGACGCAAUGGAAGAAGCUGAGAGCUCCAACGCCGUCCCUGCUGCUGCUGAACCCGCUGAGGAUAAUGCAAUGGAUGUGGAUGAAGAUAUGGAGAUCUCGCCCAGGAGAUUGGUUAUAUUUAAAGAAAUAUUGGGUCGUUACUUUGCCCAUAACCCUGAUGCAACUGAGAUUACAUUUGAAAGUGUUCUCCAAGAGGUGAACAGAGAUUUAUCUGGUGAUGAAGCAUUCUCAGUGACAGAAACUGAGACUGCGUUGGUGGAGAUGUCAAAUGAGAACAAAAUUAUGUAUUCUGGCGGCGUUGUUUAUCUUAUUUAAAACCAUAUACAAUUGACAUUAACUAUAUUUCUUCUCAUACUUUGUAAUCAAUCUCACAUAUUAUAAUACACCCACUAUAAAU